Molecule: messenger RNA, 5229 nt
Organism: Paramormyrops kingsleyae
Lineage: Eukaryota; Metazoa; Chordata; Actinopteri; Osteoglossiformes; Mormyridae
Gene: taf2
Product: TAF2 RNA polymerase II, TATA box binding protein (TBP)-associated factor
Biological process (GO): transcription initiation at RNA polymerase II promoter
Cellular component (GO): transcription factor TFIID complex
Molecular function (GO): RNA polymerase II general transcription initiation factor activity; transcription cis-regulatory region binding; chromatin binding
Source: RefSeq, a predicted model, not a curated record
CCCCGUUUGCGCGCCAGUUCAAAGGUUACGGACAAAAUGGCAGAGCAUGAAUCGGGAGGAUUCAUUUUAUUUUGAGACGUCCGAGGGUUAGGAUGAACAUAAUUGUAGUGGGAACACUGAAAACGAAUUCUUGAGCUACGUAUACAAUGUAAAAUCGAAGGUCGACGAGGCCUGUCGAUAUAGCUUUAAAAGCUUUUUAAUUAUGAAAAAACUUAGAGGCUAUAGAUUUACAGGACGUAGUACGGAAAGUGUCAACUAGCGUUAGCCGCCCGCCGUUGACGCUUCGCAAACGUUAAUGUUCUGCUAACAGUGCAGUGUUCUUUUUUGCAAAAAAAGCAUUUUUGCUUCUUUCCUUGGGAGUUGUGAUGAAAUAUUACAAAAAUGCCGCCGUGCACCAACGUUUCUUGACUACUAUCCUUAACUAGCCAAGUUCACUUGGGGCUGGAGCUUAUCCCAAGUUCCUAAAUCCCGAAAUAACAGAUCAUCUUUGAAAGUAAAAAGUGGUAAAUACCCUGCAGCUCCCAACGUAGGGACUAUCCCGAGCAGUUAUCGUACAGUCAGCAGGACACCAAAUCCCCUUUGGGACACGGGUAUGCAUCUUUAAAACCCGAAGAUGAAUAGGAAGAAAGACAAAGGAUUCGAGAGUCCGCGACCAUACAAAUUGACCCACCAGGUGGUCUGCAUAAAUAACAUCAACUUUCAGAGGAAGUCCGUGAUUGGCUAUGUCGAGCUGACCAUCUUCCCCACGGUUGUGAACUUAAACCGCAUCAAACUGAGCAGUAAGCAGUGCAGGAUAUAUCGGGUUCGUGUCAACGACUUGGAGGCACCGUUCAUUUACAACGACCCCACCCUGGAAGUCUGUCACCAUGAGUCCAAACAGAGGAACCUGAAUUACUUCUCCAGCGCUUAUACGGCGGCAGUGAGUGCCGUGGAUCCCGAUGCUGGCAACGGGGAGCUAUGCAUUAAGGUCCCCUCGGAGCUCUGGAAGCAGGGGGACGAGCUGAAGGUCCUGAAGGUGUACAUCGAGUUCUCCCUGGACCAGCCCAAAGGAGGCCUGCACUUCGUGGUGCCCGACGUGGAGGGGAGCAUGGCUGAAAGAGGGGCCCACGUCUUCUCCUUUGGAUACCAGAACUCCACACGGUUUUGGUUUCCUUGUGUGGACUCCUACUCGGAGCUGUGUACAUGGAAGCUGGAGUUUACCGUUGACGCAUCCAUGGUGGCUGUGUCCUGUGGAGACCUGGUAGAGACCAUCUACACCCACGACAUGCGGAAGAAGACCUUCCACUACAUGCUGCCCAUCCCAACUGCCGCCCCCAACAUCUCUCUGGCUGUGGGGCCAUUUGAGAUCCUUGUAGACCCUUAUAUGCAUGAGGUUACACAUUUCUGUCUGCCUCAGCUCUUACCCUUACUGAAGCACUCCAUGUCCUAUCUUCAUGAGAUCUUCGAGUUCUACGAAGAGAUUCUCACCUGCCGCUACCCGUACUCCUGUUUCAAGACCGUGUUUGUCGACGAGGCCUAUGUCCAGGUCUCCUCUUAUGCAUCCAUGAGUAUCUUCAGCACCAACCUGCUGCACAGCGCGAUGAUCAUUGACCAGACGCCCAACACCAGACGCUGCCUGGCCCAGGCUCUUGCCCACCAGUUCUUCGGCUGCUUCAUAUCCCGGAUGUCAUGGUCUGACGAGUGGGUGCUGAAGGGGAUCUCGGGCUACAUCUACGGGCUGUACCUGAAGAAGACUUUUGGCGUGAACGAGUACCGCCAUUGGAUCAAAGAGGAGCUGGACAAGAUCGUGGAGUACGAGCUGAAAAUUGGGGGCGUCUUGCUGCACCCCACGUUCGGGAGCGGCAAAGAGAAGGACAACCCGUCCCCCCAUCUGCACUUUUCCAUCAAACACCCGCACACGCUGUCUUGGGAGUACUACAAGAUGUUCCAGUGCAAGGCCCACCUGGUGAUGCGACUAAUCGAGAACCGGAUCAGCAUGGAGUUCAUGCUGCAGGUCUUUAACAAGCUGCUGAGUCUGGCCAGCACAGCCUCCUCCCAGAAGUACCAGUCCCAUAUGUGGAGUCAGAUGCUGGUGUCCACCUCUGGUUUCCUCAAGUCCAUCUCCAACGUUUCAGGCAAGGACAUCGGGCCCCUGAUCAAACAGUGGGUAGACCAGAGUGGGGUUGUGAAGUUUUUUGGUAGCUUCGCAUUUAACAGGAAGAGGAAUGUCUUGGAGCUGGAAAUACGGCAGGACUACACCUCAUCUGGCACCCAGAAAUACGUGGGCCCCAUCAAAGUGACCGUGCAGGAGCUCGACGGCUCCUUCAACCACACGCUGCAGAUAGAGGAGAACAGCCUCAAGCAUGACAUCCCCUGUCACUCAAAGAGCAGACGGAACAAGAAGAAGAAGAUUCCCCUGAUGAACGGAGAAGAAGUGGACAUGGACUUGUCUGCCAUGGAAAGGCAGGGCACUAGAGACAGGAGUAGGCCCCAAAGCGCUCUGCGUCAGCUAGGGUCAGUGUCUCCAGGCGAGCGCGCUGACUCCCCCCUGCUGUGGAUCCGGAUCGACCCGGACAUGUCCAUCCUGCGGAAGGUGGAGUUUGAGCAGGCGGACUUCAUGUGGCAGUACCAGCUGCGCUACGAACGGGACGUGGUGGCCCAGGAGGAGGCCAUAUCGGCGCUGGAGAAGUUCCCCACGCCGGCGUCGCGCCUGGCCCUCACCGACAUCCUGGAACAGGAGCAGUGCUUCUACAAAGUGCGCAUGCAGGCCUGCUUCUGCCUGGCCAAGAUCGCCAACUCGAUGAUGAGCACAUGGACGGGACCACCUGCCAUGAAGUCCCUGUUCACCAGAAUGUUCUGCUGCAAGAGCUGCCCCAACAUUGUCAAGACCAACAACUUCAUUAACUUUCAGAGCUACUUCUUGCAGAAGACCAUGCCAGUUGCAAUGGCUUUGCUCAGAGAUGUUCAGAAUCUUUGCCCAAAAGAGGUUCUGAACUUCAUCCUGGACCUCAUCAAGUACAACGACAACCGGAAGAACAAGUUCUCGGAUAACUACUACCGCGCCGAGCUGAUCGACGCCCUCACCAAUUCACUGACCCCGGCGAUCAGCAUCAGCAACGAGGUUCGCACAGUGGACAACCUGAAUGCUGACGUGCGCCUCAUCCUUGAGGAGAUCACGCGCUUCCUCAACAUGGAGAAGCUUCUGCCCAGCUUCAGGAACACCAUCACAGUCAGCUGCCUGAGAGCCAUCAGGAUGCUGCAGAAGAAUGGCCACAUCCCUAGCGACCCCUCGCUCUUCAAGUCCUACGCCGAGUACGGGCACUUUGUGGAUGUACGCGUCGCCGCCCUAGAGGCCGUAGUGGAUUACACCAGAGUGGACAGGAGCUCCGGGGAGCUGCAGUGGCUGCUGGAUAUGGUGCAGAAUGACCCUGUGCACUACGUGAGGCACAAAGUCUUGAGCUUGCUGGCUAAAAACCCGCCGUUCACCAAGGCGGCCGAAUCGUCCCUCUGCAACGAGGCGCUGGUGGACCAGCUGUGGAAGCUAAUGAACUCAGGGACCUCCCACGACUGGCGACUGCGGUGUGACGCGGUCAACCUGUACCACACGCUCUUCGGCCUGAGCAGGCCGUCCUGCCUGCCGCUGCCCGAGCUGGGCCUGGUGCUGAACCUCAAGGAGAAGAAAGCCGUGCUCAACCCCACCAUCAAGCCCGAGGCCGUGGGCCCCGGCGGGAUGACGGCCGCCACGGAGCUCAGCGGCAACGGCAGCAUCGGAACCCCUGUCACGGGCUUCCCCGGCAACCUGGAGGAGGAGCACCUUCCCAUGGACCCCCCCCCCAGCACCAUCAUUCCACCUCCCCUAAAACGGAAGGCGGACACACCCCUGGGAUCACCACCAGAACCUGGACAGUUCAGCGUCCAGGAGGAGGAAGACAUCGACAUGGACACGGUUCAUGACAGCCAGGCCUUCAUAUAUCAUCACCUCAAUAUGCUGGAGAGACCUUCCACGCCAGGUAAAGAGCCCCCAUCGGUAGAGCCGAGCAUCCUGUCCUUGCCGGCCACGCCCCUCCCGAUUUUCAGUAAAGAGUCUACCAGCUCCAAACACAGCGGCAGCGAGCACCACCACCACCACCAUCACCACCACGACCACAAGAAGAAGAAGAAGAAGCACAAGCACAAACACAAGCACAAGCACAAACACGAGAGCAAGGACAAGGACAAGGAGCGGGAACGCGAGCGGGACGCUCACGCCUUCACCAACAGCCCCGCCAGCGGCCGCUCCCUGCGCUCGCCCUCGCUCUCCGACUGAAGGAGGGGCUCGCCUCUGCCCUCAGGUACAUCACCGGGUGCUGCCCCCCCCCUGCCUCCGAGGGGGCAGCUAUCAAACGCUCGCUCUGCCCUCUCUCAGGACGCCACCAAAAUUGAAUGGAACCUCCGAUACCAGAAGGUCUGCCUUUCGUGUUCUCUGUCAGGGGCCUCCCCCCCCCCCCCCCCGGGCAGCUGGAGCUCAUGUCCCAAUUUCCUUGUCGACUGUAUGGCCCCGGGGGCGGGGGCUGGCUGCCCUUAAUGAACAAGGAGUGCUUUGGAAGUAGUUCUGUGUGAGGGAACUCUCACCGUGCAACGGCUCAGACCUUUCCUGCUGACAGCCAUGAAUCUUUCCAGUUUUUUAAUACUUACAUGUACAGUCCUGGAAGGCGAAUCGCAAGCUUCUUAGGAAAGUAGGGAAAGUAGAACAUUUUUACCUCCAUGUUUGGUUUAAUAAAAACAUGCAUCAGUCUUGCAAGGGGGGAGCUGUUGAUGUUCUUGGCCAGAAUUUCGUACGUUUUUUAAAAUGUUCCAUAGAAUGUCCUCCUUACGUUCAUGUCUUGUGAUUUUGAUAUUCAUGCAAACAUUGAGGACCUGGGGAUUUUUUUAUUUUAAUAAAGCAGGCAUCCCUUCUGUUCUAGGUUUUUGGCUGGAAUGUGACAUUAAAUCCUUAAAAUUCUGCUCCGGACAAAAGGAUUAGAGCCUGUCUUUAUUUAUGGUCAUAUUUGAUGUACGGUUGACCUUAUACCUGUUUAAUGCAUUGUGUCUUCAAUUGGUUUUAAUCUCAAAAUUAUUUUGUCAUUUUUCUUACAUUUUCUGUGUACUAUUUUCCCUCCUCCUCUCUUCAUUGUAGUUUUUAGAUUUAUUUUUUUCUUUUUUGUAUUUACAAUUUAGCAACCCCAUAUGACCACAACUGUCAGAAAUAAAAUAACCAAAUCAGCCAAAGGA